UGCGUCAUGGAGAAAACAUGACGUCAUCCAAUGUACACAGGAGCGCACGUUUUGCCAUUGAACCGAUUGCUGAGAUUUACAUGGUGGCACUAAAACUAAAGGAUGCACAGUCCUAGAUGUCCACUGGACACACACCGGUUCUAAUCAUCCGUGUAGGCGCCAGACAGCUGACGGUAUUCUAAAUUAUUUAAUCAUUUUCUGUGUAAAUGUUGCUGGGGAAACUCAAAAUUUAUGUUUCCAGCCAAAAGAGCAAAGCUUGACAUGGAAGACGACGGGGGGCGGCUGCGUCUGCUUGAAGAUGAGCUGCAGGUCAUUCAAGCAGAAGUGGAGCCCAUUGAAGUCAAGCGUUCAAGCACCUCCAGGACAGAGUCGGUGACCUACAGGCCCACGUACCGAGCUGUCCUCGCUAAAAAUGGAUACCUUGUGAGAAAAACCCUGGGUAACGGGAGCUACUCAAAGGUAAAGUUAGCCAUAUCGCUAAAUAAAUCGAAAUCUCUAGUGGCAGUUAAAAUUGUGGAUAGAAACAAAGCCCCCAAAGACUUUCAGACAAAAUUUCUUCCCCGGGAAUUAGAUAUUUGGCCGGGCCUCCGGCAUCCCAAUAUUAUCAAAGUACUGGACGCUUUCGAUGAUGGGCGACGUGUCUAUAUGAUUCUUGAGUACGCGGAAAAUGGUGACGUUUUACGGUACAUCCAGAAGGUGGGGGCUCUGGUGGAGAACCUGGCCAAAGGCUGGACGUGGCAGCUUUGUGACGCCGUCAGAUACCUGCACGACCUGAACAUCACCCACAGGGACCUCAAGCUGGAGAACCUUCUCUUGGACAAGUCCUUUAAUAUCAAACUCUGCGACUUCGGCUUCGUCAAAGGGGACUGCACGCUAAGUAUGAGCCAGACCUACUGCGGCUCCAAGUCGUACGCCGCGCCGGAGAUACUGAAGGGGGAGCCGUACGACCCAAAGAAAGCGGAUAUGUGGGCCAUCGGUGUCAUCCUCUACAUCUUCGUCACCGGCAAGAUGCCAUUUGAUGAGAGUCGAGGGAACAGUGGGGUGCUAGAGGAGCAGAAGAAGCUGGAAUUUCCGUGGCAGAAGUAUAAGAAGGUGACGAGCGAGGAACGAAGUCUGGUGCUGAAGCUGUUCACACACGACUUCCAGUUGAGGCCCGACAUCCACAGGGUGCUGAGGAACAGGUGGAUGGAAUCAGCCAGCCUGCUGGAGGGCAAGUUAGGUGAUUUAGCGAAUGAAGGAAAAAACAAUCACCACAGCCAUCACCAUCAUCACCAUCACCAUCACCAUCACCCACACCAUCGUCACCACUCGCGUGAUAAGGGAGGAGACAAGCCAACGGUGGAGAAACAAGCACCAGCAGCGGGGAACCCCAUGCCAGCGCAGUAGCUGGGACCUAACAAGAUCCAGAAGAUGAACCAACCCGAACCCGAACCCGUCAAGUCAUGAAAACCCCGAUCUUUGUUUACAUCCAAACUUGCAAGCACCGGCCUCAUCACGUGAUUACCGUAAUGAGAUUUAGGUAUCUGUGAAGAGAGGGCAGAGUUAUGGAAUAAAUUGUGUACACGCAUCAUAUUCUGUUAGAUUCUGUUCUUCCAAUGGCACUGUUGAUGUUAUUCCAACCCUCUGAUGUAUAGAUAUGUUCAAUAAUCGACUUUAGUUCAUUAUUUAGUCAUUAAAAAUAUGUUCAUUAAUC
This is a messenger RNA of Physella acuta, 1693 nucleotides long. RefSeq names its product testis-specific serine/threonine-protein kinase 3. Gene Ontology annotation, cellular component: cytoplasm. NCBI's taxonomy places the organism in Eukaryota, Metazoa, Mollusca, Gastropoda, Physidae. Gene Ontology annotation, biological process: microtubule cytoskeleton organization; intracellular signal transduction; protein phosphorylation. The record is from RefSeq and is a predicted model, not a curated record. Gene Ontology annotation, molecular function: ATP binding; tau-protein kinase activity.